This is a messenger RNA of Histoplasma capsulatum G186AR, 1279 nucleotides long. RefSeq lists its product as uncharacterized. The record is from RefSeq and is a predicted model, not a curated record. The transcript is spliced from 6 exons. Lineage: Eukaryota; Fungi; Ascomycota; Eurotiomycetes; Onygenales; Ajellomycetaceae. The coding region runs from base 119 to 1111 and encodes 330 amino acids. Gene Ontology annotation, molecular function: zinc ion binding; ubiquitin protein ligase activity.
CUUUAACACCUUUGGUUGUAAAUCCGUGAGAGGAUCUUGAAUACCUCGCAUCUACGGCCUAUUUUGUUUUUCAUUGCUCGCCAACUUUUCGUAUUCAGGCUCACAAAGUCCAUCAAUAAUGGGGAGCAAACCUGGAAAUUCGCCACUACCAUCCCAAGCCCCGAACGCACCUCGCAGGUCCGCUAGAAAACGUGUCUAUGACAAGACCCAACACGAUAGCUAUGACGCUACUUUUUCCACCGUCCGGUCCCGCCGAAGGAUGCAAGUUCAAACGGCUAUUACAAGCGGCGAUGCGCCAGUUAUCGACCUGACAGGUCAAGCCGACCCCCCUACGGCCCAAGCUCCUCCGCGUAAACGGAGGAAGAGAGCGGAUUCCCCUUCUGUUGAGAAAGAGGAACGCAGACGACGCGUAUUCCGAAAGCGUCCACCUCAGUCCUAUUUACAGAAGUUGGACAGAGCAAGGACGCAAAGGCUUUUUGUUGUUGACCGCAAGAGGGAUGACACGGAAGAUGUGCCAAUGGAGAAGGUGCAGAUUGUCGGGACUACCGGGAAUUUAUAUGAGGUCGUGAUUGGGCUUGUUCCUCAGUGUACUUGUCCUGAUUCACAAAAGGGAAAUCAAUGCAAGCAUAUCAUUUAUGUCCUCCACAAUGUGCUCAAAGUAACUGGGCAUCUUGAGUACCAGUUGGCCUUCCUGUCGUCCGAACUUCGUGAGAUUUUCGCGAACGCUCCGAUAAACACCCAUGACGAUGCGACGAAGGAAAAUGAGUCUGGGAAAAGAAGGCCCAUCGAGGGCGACUGCCCAAUAUGUUUUAUGGAAUUUGAGCCUGAGACAGAGGAAAUCGUCUGGUGUAAAGCUGCCUGCGGAAAUAAUAUUCACAAAGCUUGUUUCGGGCGGUGGGCGGCAACCCAGCAAAGUAAUGGAGUCCGUUGCGUUAUUUGUCGCUCCGCGUGGGAAGUAGAUGCUCCUAUGCAACAGCUUUUAGCCAACGGCAUAGUUAAUGACGAGGGGUAUGUAAAUGUUGCUGACCAGUUUGGAUUGUCUGGUGAACGAGACCAUUCGACCUAUCACCAGCCAUGGUCUCGUGGACGGUACUCUCGGUACUACCGUUAACUGAACGACAGAUCUAAGCCGAUAUAUUCUACCAACCCCUAAUAACGAAAAUAUGUCAAUACUUUUAUCUUCGGACAUAUUGCCGGGAAUAUGUUGAGCUUAAUCCAGUCAACUCAGACCUUGACUUUCUCUUUCCCGUAUCAUAAAGCAAUUCCCGUGCCAAGGAUG